This is a messenger RNA of Prionailurus viverrinus (fishing cat), 7797 nucleotides long. RefSeq names its product ribosomal protein S6 kinase A3 (gene RPS6KA3). The transcript is spliced from 22 exons. Gene Ontology annotation, biological process: intracellular signal transduction; protein phosphorylation. Bases 276 to 2498 code for a protein of 740 amino acids. Gene Ontology annotation, molecular function: magnesium ion binding; ATP binding; ribosomal protein S6 kinase activity. NCBI's taxonomy places the organism in Eukaryota, Metazoa, Chordata, Mammalia, Carnivora, Felidae. The record is from RefSeq and is a predicted model, not a curated record.
GUAGUCCCGGCGGCGGAAGGAGGAGAGGAAGAAAGGGGCGAGACCCGGUGCCCGGCAGCGGCGCGAGGCUCUCGCUUGGCGCGCGGACGUCGUCAGCCAGGCGCGCGGCGUUCGAGGCUCGGUGUCGGCGCCGAGCCCUCUCCCGGGCAGCCGGCGCUGGUGCUGCUGCUGCCGCCGCCGCUGCUGUCGUGGGGCUCGGGUGGCGACAGAGCGGGGCCGGCCGCGGGGCGGGCGGGGAGGGAGGAGGCGGUGAAGGCGGCGGGCCGGGGGGGAAGAUGCCGCUGGCGCAGCUGGCGGACCCGUGGCAGAAGAUGGCUGUGGAGAGCCCGUCCGACAGCGCUGAGAAUGGACAGCAAAUUAUGGAUGAACCUAUGGGAGAGGAGGAGAUUAAUCCACAAACUGAAGAAGGCAGUAUCAAAGAAAUUGCAAUCACACAUCAUGUAAAGGAAGGACAUGAAAAGGCAGAUCCUUCCCAAUUUGAACUUUUAAAAGUAUUGGGACAGGGAUCAUUUGGAAAGGUUUUCUUAGUCAAAAAAAUCUCAGGCUCUGAUGCUAGACAGCUUUAUGCCAUGAAAGUAUUGAAGAAGGCCACCUUGAAAGUUCGAGACCGUGUUCGGACAAAAAUGGAGCGUGAUAUCUUGGUAGAAGUUAAUCAUCCUUUUAUUGUCAAGUUGCAUUAUGCUUUUCAAACUGAAGGGAAGUUGUAUCUUAUUUUGGAUUUUCUCAGGGGAGGAGAUUUGUUUACACGCUUAUCCAAAGAGGUGAUGUUCACAGAAGAAGAUGUCAAAUUCUACUUGGCCGAACUUGCACUUGCUUUAGACCAUCUACAUAGCCUGGGAAUAAUCUAUAGAGACUUAAAACCAGAAAACAUACUUCUUGAUGAAGAAGGUCACAUCAAGUUAACAGAUUUUGGCCUAAGUAAAGAGUCUAUUGACCAUGAAAAGAAGGCAUACUCUUUUUGUGGAACUGUGGAAUAUAUGGCUCCAGAAGUAGUUAAUCGUCGAGGUCAUACUCAGAGUGCAGACUGGUGGUCUUUUGGUGUGUUAAUGUUUGAAAUGCUCACUGGUACACUACCUUUCCAAGGAAAAGAUCGAAAAGAAACAAUGACUAUGAUUCUUAAAGCCAAACUUGGGAUGCCACAGUUUUUGAGUCCUGAAGCCCAGAGUCUUUUGCGAAUGCUUUUCAAACGAAAUCCUGCAAACAGAUUAGGUGCAGGACCAGAUGGAGUUGAGGAAAUUAAAAGACACUCAUUUUUCUCAACAAUAGACUGGAAUAAACUGUACAGAAGAGAAAUUCAUCCACCUUUUAAACCUGCAACUGGCAGACCUGAAGAUACGUUCUAUUUUGAUCCUGAGUUUACUGCAAAAACUCCCAAAGACUCACCUGGCAUUCCACCCAGUGCUAAUGCACAUCAGCUUUUUCGGGGGUUUAGUUUUGUUGCUAUCACCUCAGAUGAUGAAAGCCAAGCUAUGCAGACAGUUGGUGUGCAUUCAAUUGUGCAGCAGUUGCACAGAAACAGUAUUCAGUUUACUGAUGGAUAUGAAGUAAAAGAAGAUAUUGGCGUUGGCUCCUACUCUGUUUGCAAGAGAUGCAUACAUAAAGCUACAAACAUGGAGUUUGCAGUGAAGAUUAUUGAUAAAAGCAAGAGAGACCCAACAGAAGAAAUUGAAAUACUUCUUCGUUAUGGACAGCAUCCAAACAUCAUUACUCUAAAGGAUGUAUAUGAUGAUGGAAAAUACGUGUAUGUAGUGACAGAACUUAUGAAAGGGGGUGAAUUGCUGGAUAAAAUUCUUAGACAGAAAUUUUUCUCCGAAAGAGAGGCCAGUGCUGUCCUCUUUACUAUAACCAAAACUGUUGAAUAUCUUCACGCACAAGGGGUGGUUCACAGAGACUUGAAACCUAGCAACAUUCUUUACGUGGAUGAAUCUGGCAAUCCAGAAUCUAUUCGAAUUUGCGAUUUUGGCUUUGCCAAACAGCUAAGAGCAGAAAACGGUCUUCUCAUGACUCCUUGUUAUACUGCAAAUUUUGUUGCACCAGAGGUUUUAAAACGACAAGGCUAUGAUGCUGCUUGUGAUAUAUGGAGUCUUGGUGUCCUCCUCUAUACAAUGCUUACUGGUUACACUCCAUUUGCAAAUGGCCCUGAUGAUACACCAGAGGAAAUAUUGGCACGGAUAGGCAGCGGGAAAUUCUCACUCAGUGGUGGUUACUGGAAUUCUGUUUCAGACACAGCAAAGGACCUGGUGUCAAAGAUGCUUCAUGUGGACCCUCAUCAGAGACUGACGGCUGCCCUCGUGCUCAGGCAUCCUUGGAUUGUCCACUGGGACCAACUGCCUCAAUACCAACUAAAUAGACAGGACGCGCCCCAUCUAGUCAAGGGUGCCAUGGCAGCUACGUAUUCUGCUUUAAACCGUAAUCAGUCGCCGGUUUUGGAACCAGUAGGCCGUUCUACUCUUGCUCAGCGGAGAGGUAUUAAAAAAAUCACCUCCACAGCCCUGUGAAGUGACCUCAGUGAGAUAUUUGGUACCAUGGUGUAAGCUGAUAGCACAAGUUCUGGCGACAGGUAGCACAUAUCUGAGAGACACCUGCAAGCACACACUGUCCCAGCUGGUACCCAUAAUGCUGCUGCUCCUGCUGCUGCUCCUGCUUCCGUCUCUUCUCGCUUUAAAUGAUUGUUAGCAAGUUAGAUUUUCCUGGAGCUUCGGAUGAAAUGAAAAUGGAAACAUGAUGAAGACAUAUUCACUGAAUCAACAAGAAUAAUGAACAUAUGAAUACCACCUAAAAAUACACUGAAUAAAGUACUCUACACCAUAUAGCAUUAUUUUUAUAGGAAAUAUUUCAUGUCCCUGAAAUAUUCUUUGUUAGUUAUAGGGAUGGACAGUUUAUGUUAAGCACUUAGCUUAAACAAUCCGUUUCUAUUAGCACUGUAUCCCUUGUGCCAUCCAACAUUUUGUAUGUUUUUGUAAACAGUUCAUAUACAGUACAUUUCUGUACUGCUUUCUUUAAUGUAUACAUGCUUUGUUUAACUUGGAAUCUAUUAUUAUUAAUCAAUUGACUAUUAAGUCUGGUUAAAUAGUUCACCUGGAUUAACAGUAUUGUUGGACAGCCCUAAAAAUGGCCAGAUUGUGGAACAGCUGUUGAAUGUAAUACUUCCAAAAUGUACAUAUCUUUCCCCAUGUCUGUUUCACUGGUUCGUUCAUUUGUUUGUUUCUUAAAGUCAGGUGCUUUGUCAGACUAACCUAGAGAGCUGUUAUGGUAGAGAAAGUUAUCACAUGUGUGUGGCAUGACAUCAAGAGUACAACUAUGAAGUUAGUCCAUAUACGUUGCAACUCCUUAGGGUUCUUUUUUCCUUAGUUGAGGAAGUAGUUCUUGCACUUUUAAUCUUGAAUAGUAUCCAUAUUUAGUAUUUGGCAUAUAAUUUGGGAUUUUGCCAGUAUACAUCAGGCCUUUAAGAGUUAUGGUGAAGAGAUUGGCAAAGGAAAAUUUAGCAACAGGUCAUUCAAGUCCCAUUGGAUCUUUCAUGUUUAAAUAGAUCAAGUUGCAGAAUUUCACUUAUGAAUAACAGGAUACAUGUUCUUGUAUACCUGCAAGAAAAGUAUGCUUUUUUUGGAAAAAAAGGUAAAUCAUAAUGAGUUCUGUCCCAUUACAAUGCUCUAUAUUAAACACUAAUUUGAAUGUAAUAAAGGCCACCAGCCUCUAUAUGAAAUUGGAUUUAAACUUUCUUAUUCGAGGGAAUAAAACAUUCUUGAUCAAACAAUAUCUGUUCUCACCUGAAAUCAUAGCUAAGGUAGGCUAAGUGAAUGUUCACCAUUGAGUGUUUUCUGAAUUCCUUCUGAUGAUUUAUAGCCCUAUAAUUUUUCCUUUAACUUCAGAACUGAUCAGCUUUCAUAGUGGUCACUGGGUCUGCUUCGAUUACAGUAUUCAUUAUCUACAUCUAAUCUGGGUAGUUUUCACAGUUUCAUUUAAUUAAGGAAACUUUUGUAUCCAUUAUUACCUGUAUUUUGGUCAAGCUAUCUACCAUACAUCAAUUUAUAAUAUGAAAAACAUGAACAAAGAGAAAGUGAUUUAGCUUAGCCUUAUCAGAAAUGUACCCAACGGAUCAUAGUCAUGUACUAAGCCAUUUACAUCAGAAGUUUUUUUUUUUUUUCCUGCCUGAAGCUUUAAAUCUUCUCUUGAAAGUACAAAGCCAAGAAAGCAUACUUUAGUUAAAUGUCUUGGAAGCCACGUAUCAUUUCUUAAUUUCUCCUCUGUGCAACUAAAGAGAAAGGGAAAGUCUGUAACGUUAAUUUUGCUUAAGUGACACAAAAUGAUUAUCACAUCGAAAUCAAAUGUAAGUUUAUCUUCUAAAUAAAAAACAUAUAGGAGGAAGGAUAUCAGAAGAUCUAGUAGGAGAAAGUGUUGGUUUUUUUUUUUAAUUUUUGAGUAUACAAAUGCUAACUAUCAAAAGCUGCUUCCCAUUGCCUGGAAAGAAAACUUUUUUUUUCCUUUCUCUCUCUAUUCAGUAUUUCAAACUAUGACCAUCCCAAAUUCUUGUCACUUUUAAAAUGUUAAUGUAACUCUGGACAGAAAAAAGAUACACUUGCAAAUUUUGGACACUGUUGCAAUUCCAUAAUUGCUUAGGUGUUUUGUCCAUCAUAAUCUUAGAACCAGAAGUAAAUGUGUAAACCCUUAUAAAUUAUCUAGUCCAGCUUUCUCAUGUUGCAUGUAAAGAACCUAAGACUUCUCGUUUGGUUUUUUACCCUCGUAACACCAUGCUGCCUUCCCUUCAUAUUAUCACCCAACCAGGAGCAGACUUGUUCAAAUCAUAUAUAUAUAGUUCUUAGGACAUUUACUCUACUGGUAUAUGAAUGCCAAAUUGAUUGCUCUCAAAGAUAUUGCCUUCUUUGCCUACUCCAGCUGCUAGUUUUAUUGGAGAAAAUCAAGUCAUAUGUUCACAAAAGUGAAGGCUUUUGCCUAAAAUGCAGUUCAUAACCUUAAUUUAUUUCAUCUGUGGUCCUGGGUUUCCUAUUGCCUUUGACUUAAAACAGGCGAGUUGGCCAACAAUUGUGCUCUAAAUGUAGUGCUUGCACUGGGUUUACCUUUUCAUUAAUUUCUGAGUCCACUUAUGGGCCCUUCACCAGUUAGUUUUGCUGGUUACCAGGGCUUCUCCCAGGAAGGUUUAAGUUCAGUCUUAAAGAUAUUUCAGUGUGAAAGAAGGAACGAAACUAUCAGGCCACUUUUACAACCCCCCUCUUACCUUAUAAUCCAAAAUAAUACCUAGAAUUGAAGAUUGCAUUUAACUUUGCCAAGCACACGCUGAAAAAUAUGGAUUACACUACCAUGAGUUUUAUAUCUUCUCUUUCAAGUGAUGAUGUUAAAUUAAGGUAAGUUUUGUCCUUUUAAUUUUUUAUGUAACUCAUUUCAGCUCCUUCUAAUUUAUAGAGAUGCCUUUUUCUAAGUACAAUAAUAGACCCUUCCUUAACUUUAACAGUUUUGAUGCGGAUUUGUUCAUUCACAUGCAACCCCAGAAAUCCAAAAAUGUAGUGAUUUUGCCAAUGCACAGAAUCAAGAUGCUGCAAGGUUAAUGUGUGGGAAAAGCCAUUUAGUGAGUGGUGUGAUGUGUAUGCAGUAGAGAUUCACAUUUCACAUGCCCGGGGCUGCAAAGUGUGGGUUUGAAUCAACUGUUUCUCACCUAAUUUUAAGAAGUCGUUGCUGUUGGGGCCAGGACACAUUAUGGGAGGUGGGGCUAGCCUGUUUGCUGUGCCAUGCACCCUCAGUACAGGAAAGACUUAUAAGGGGAGUGGGGUGCAACGGCUUCAUGAGUAGGCAGAAUGGUUUGGGUUGGAAAGGGGCUGAGGGGUUCAGCCUGGGAUGAGAGCAGAAAAGCAUUCAAGAUUUGGGAGCCUUGGUACAGAUGUACUUAAUCACUAUGGAAGUCAGCAAUAUAUAUCUCAACAUGGCUUUGAAAUUCUCUACUUGCUGGCCUUUAUAAAUGAACAUUUUUCAGCUCGCUUUACUGUAUUUUAUAGAGAAAAUUCUCAUGUAGUAUCAAGUGUUUGUGAGAUUUAUGAAGGCAUUAGGACAGAUAUCUCAGGAAUGUGAAGGGUUAGAAAAGGUCUGUUUUCAGUGAUUAACAAAUGCAACGGGUUCCAUGGUUGACCCGUGGUGCUUAAACCAAGAGGUUCCAAUUCUAGUCCUAGAGUUCUGUCCCUCCAAAAGCUUCAACUCCUUGUGACUCACAAACUAGAUGUAUACUUUGAGUUUUAGUUACUUCACAGAUAAGUUGACUUAACUCAGUAUUUAUAUUUCAAUUAGUGAAAAUAGUCCUCUCUUCACCUCCAGAUUGCUUAUAUCUUGCUGGUUUCCCCAAGUGACCAUUGGUGGAGACCAAUUAAUGAAGGAAUGAGAUUUGCUUUCUUGCGACUGUGGUAUUCUGCAGAGCCACGUUUAACCACUUUUUCUAGUGAAGAAUCUACAGAAUUAUAGUACCUAAAUAUGGAUGGCCAAGAAAAAUUUGUAUCUACAGUGUGCUUUAUGUACUUCUGACACUGCUGUAUUUUUUGUGGUCAGGUGACUUGUAACUGGUUCCAAUGUGACUGAGUGUUCUCAAAGAAUUCUGGUAAUUAAGUCGACUUAAUUUUCUUAAGCCUUGUAUUACUAUCAGUCUCACAUUUACCACUUUGAUUCUAGUCUUUUAACUGUUCAUAACAGGGCAUACCAAGGGUUGGGAUGAGAGUCUACUUCCUACCUCUUAAGGCACUUUCCUCAUUAUUUUGCCAUAUAACCUUGAAGUGCAUGAUAAGCUGUUUAAAUGUCCAUGACUUCUCUCAAAGCAACUAGCAAAGUAUAUGGCAUUGAAUAGAGAUUAGUGGAAAGGAAAAUUUAGAGACUAAAUUCAGAGAUGCAGACCUCAAGAAAACCUCUUGAGAGCAUGUACCAUUUGAAUACAAAAUAUGUAAACGUAUGUGAGAGGAGAAGUCUCUGUAAUAGUCUAAGUAGAUUAGUUCAUUAUCUAAUGGAAGUGAAAAUCUUUACUCCUAUUAUCACUAUAGUACUGAAUGAACUGUAUACUGAGUUUUUCAAACAAGUAUUUAAAGUAGAACUUUUAAAUACAAAGCAAGGGCAUAAGGAUAAAGGUUUUGGUUUAUGUUUCUCUAAGUGUAGUUUACCAUCUAAAGCUUUAUAUAUAUAUAUAUAUAUAUAUAUAUAUAUAUAUAUAUAUAUAUAUAAUUGCCAUUCCUUAGCAUCCUUAUUAAUUGUGGGUGAUGAGGUUUUAAUUCUUAAAAUUAUGUACAUGUAUUGGGUUUAUCUUAACUCUUACCCUGAGCAAAAGGGAAGGUAUACGCCUAAGGGUUGUAAUUAUUUUGCAUUUCUGGCCUUGGGUGGGAAUGGGGUGGGCAUCUACUUAAACAGUUUUUAAAAAGAAAAAAAAUCACAAGUAUUUUUCUACUAUUAUACAUGAUCUUACUUUAUACUAGUUUCUCUCUAGUGAGGCAUGCCAGAAGCCCAAGGUACCUUAUCAUGAGUUCCUAUGUGUUGUACCUUUUAUCGGUGGUCAAAUCACAUCAGAUGCUUGGCACCUGCUGCCAUAAUUAUGAAAUGCUUGUAAAGGAUUAAAUAUCACUGAAUACUUUAAAUUGUUUUACUUAAGAGUUUAAUCUGGGAAGUUUUCAAAUCAUACUAUUAAUGUGUAAUCUAAGCUCUUUCAGAUGUAUCCAUGAAUAAUCCUGGAACAAUAUUGCUUGUAUUCCUGUCACAGAACAGGUUUUGUAAUCUUUAAAAGAAAUGAAAAUUUAUAUAAUAAAGUUUCAAAUAAAUGCA